Messenger RNA from Aureobasidium pullulans EXF-150, 3822 nucleotides. RefSeq names its product P-loop containing nucleoside triphosphate hydrolase protein. The record is from RefSeq and is a predicted model, not a curated record. NCBI's taxonomy places the organism in Eukaryota, Fungi, Ascomycota, Dothideomycetes, Dothideales, Saccotheciaceae. The coding region runs from base 42 to 3509 and encodes 1155 amino acids. The transcript has 3 exons. Gene Ontology annotation, molecular function: RNA binding; ATP binding; RNA helicase activity.
GGUCCAUCUAAUAUUUCUCAACUUACCAUCACAUAUACAACAUGUCUGGAAGGCCCCGCUCCCCUCCUCGCCGCAGUGGUGAUUCGCGCCGUGACGACCGUUAUCGUAGAGACGACCGUCGAGACCGUGACGACAGAAGAGGAGACGACCGCUACUACCGCCGCCGUUCUCCAGAGCCUAGAGACCGCUACAGCCAGGAUCGAGACCUCAUCUCUUCUCGCGGUGGUCGCGAUCGCCGCUUCGAAGAACGCCCGCUCAGUGACCGCUCACGCGACAGAAAACGCUCUCGAGAAAGAUCUCCAGUAAAGGACCGUAGAGACCGCAGUAGAGAUAGACCUCGUGAUUCGCGCCAUCACCGUGAUGACUCGCGCGACAGAAAACGUCCCAAGCGCACUGAUUCCGUCGAAUCUAGAGCUCGCUCUGCACGCGACGAUGCUAGAGGCAGCCUCGCCAAUACCAAGUCCGAACAACCCACCUCGGCCCACGCUGCUGACAAGGCUGCAGAAGAGGAACGAAAGAAGCUUGAGCGUCAAGCAAAGGUCGAAGCCUGGAAGAAAAAGCAAGAGGAAAAGAAGAAGCUGCCACAGUCUCCCGCCACACCUGCUACCCCUGCCCAUGUUGCUACACCUACUGACACAGCUGCAUCUUCGCCCAAGUCGACAGCUCAGGACGAACCGCAGAAGGGCUUUGCUGGUGGAAAGUUUGAUCCCAAGGCCAUUGCAAAAAAGGCGGCAGCUGCCACGGCGAAGCUAUCAGCGCUUGGAAGUGAUGUUUCUAUACCCGGGAAGUCCAAGACUGCCGCUGUCGCGGCUCCUCUUACUGCCAACAAAGCGGCUGACUUUAGCAAGAAACCCUUUACCAGUCAAUCCAAAGCAAACGCCGCGACCGCGUCGGACGCUCUCAAAAAGGGCUUUGGUCUCACAGCAUCGCCCGCCGAAGAGAGAUCGACUCCUCAGCCGGCCCCUGCCAUCGACAUGGACGACGAACAAGUCGAGCGUCGCAAGUUAGAGAAGCUUCCUACACCCGAUCUAAACGAUACUGGGGAUGCUGCGCUUGCUAACCAGAAUGACACCCAUGAUGACGAUGGCGAUGUCGACAUUGCCGAUGCAGGAUCCGAUCAAGAUAUCGACUCCGCUGCACGACUUGCCGCAGAAAGACGUGCUGCCCAAGCCGCCGAGGCUUCCGUGGACGACGACGAUGCCAUGGAGGGUAUUCAAACCGCUCAGACCGCCAACGCAGCCGAAGAAGAAGACAUUGAUCCUCUUGACGCCUUCAUGAAUGGUCUAGCCGAGGAAGCCCCCAUGCCAACUCGCAGAUUCACAAAGACCAAGAUUCGCGAGGCCGAAGAUGUUUUCGGUGAUCAGGACGGUGCAGACUUGGAUGCAAUUGGUGAAGAUGCUGAUGACAUUCUUGCCCAGGUGGCCAACAAGAAAAAGAAGAAGGAAAUUCCUAACCUCGACCAUUCCAAAAUCAACUACGAACCCUUCCGCAAGGCCUUCUAUACCGAGCCUCUCGAAAUUGGUCAAAUGACUGACGAAGAAGUCAGGGAUCUGCGCUUCCAGCUAGAUGACAUCAAGGUUCAGGGGUCCAAGGUACCUCGUCCUGCCCUAAAGUUCGCGCAAUUUGGUCUUGGAACACAGGUCCUGGACGUCAUUCGUGAUCUUGGAUUCGAGAUGCCUACCCCUAUCCAAGCUCAGACUAUCCCUGCCAUCAUGUCUGGCCGCGAUGUCAUUGGUGUGGCCAAGACAGGCUCAGGCAAAACGGUUGCCUUUUUGCUGCCCAUGUUCCGUCACAUCAAGGAUCAGCGCCCACUAGAAAGCAUGGAUGGUCCCAUUGGUCUGAUCAUGGCACCAACACGUGAGCUCGCUGUUCAAAUUCAUCGUGAGUGCAAACCUUACCUCAAAGUUUUGAACCUUCGCGCUGUGUGUUGUUACGGCGGUGCCCCCAUCAAAGAUCAGAUCGCAGAGCUCAAGAAGGGUGCCGAAAUUAUCGUCGCAACUCCCGGUCGUCUAGUCGACCUUCUUGCUGCCAACUCUGGAAGAGUCACCAACCUUCGCCGUGUCACCUAUGUCGUUCUCGACGAAGCAGACCGCAUGUUCGACAUGGGUUUCGAGCCUCAGGUUGUCAAAGUACUCACCAACAUUCGACCCGAUCAUCAGACAGUUCUCUUCUCAGCCACUCUUCCCCGUACCAUGGAGUCGCUUGCUCGCAAAGUUGUUCAUAAGCCAGUCCAGAUCACUGUUGGAGGUCGUAGCACAGUGGCGGACACAAUUACCCAGAAGAUCGAGGUGCGUCCCGAGUCCACCAAGAUGUACCGCACACUUGAAGCCCUUGGCGAAUUGUUUGAACACGACGAAGAUGCUCGUGCUUUGAUCUUUGUCGAGCGUCAAGAAUCUGCAGACGACAUGAUGAUUCAAUUACAGCAAAAGGGCUACCCUGCUGUUUCAAUCCAUGGCGGAAGAGAGCAGAUUGAUCGUGAUUCUGCCAUCCAAGACUUCAAGAGUGGUGUCAUCCCUGUAAUGGUCGCAACAUCUGUCGCCGCCCGUGGUUUAGAUGUCAAGCAACUCAAGCUGGUCAUCAACUACGAUUCCCCCAACCAUCUGGAGGAUUACGUCCACAGAUCUGGACGUACCGGUCGUGCUGGCGAAAAGGGUACUGCCAUCACAUUUGUCACGCCUGAACAAUCCAAAUACUCGGUUGAUCUGGUAAAGGCCUUGAAGAUGAGCAACCAAGAUGUUCCCGAGGAACUUCAAAAGAUGUCAUCUGAAUUCCUGAAGCGUGUCAAGGAAGGCAAAGAAAAGGCUGGCGCUAUCGGUUUCGGUGGCAGAGGUAUCGAACGAUUCGACGAACAACGUGCCGCCGAACGCCAGCGCGAGCGUAAAGCUCACAAGCUCGAAGGCGAAGAGGAAGAAGAGGAAGAGGAAGACAAGAAGAAGGCGCCUGAAGAAAAGAUCAAUGUCGUUAAGAACACCGGUUCACCUACUCCCACAACCGCAAACGCAAACGUUCCUGGUGUCCCUGCUCACAUCGAUCUCAACGCUGAUAUCAAGGUUCACAAGACCGAGGUACCUGCGCCUGCGAGCAAUCGUCCUCUGGAUCGCGUCGCGGCUGCUGCUGCCAACAUUAAUUCUCGUCUCGGUGCACGCAACGCAACUCGUCCUGGUGUACCAAUCGACAACAAAGGCCCUGAUGCUGGUGCCUAUCACGCGACACUCGAGAUCAAUGACUUCCCCCAGAAAGCACGCUGGGCUGUCACCAAUCGCACCAACGUGGCCAAAAUUCUUGAGUCUACUGGUGUCUCCAUCACUUCGAAGGGUAACUUCUAUGCUGCCGGCAAAGAUCCGGGCCCAACCGACGCACCCAAGCUUUACAUCCUUGUCGAGGGUGAUACAGAACUCCAAGUCACCCAGGCUAUGCGCGACCUGCAACGUCUGUUGAAGGAAGGUACGAUCGCAGCCGCGGAUAGCGAGGCUCGCGCACCCACAAGUGGUCGCUACACUGUUACUUGAUCUCGACUUGGUCUUGAGAUACCAAGAAAAUUGUUUAUUUCCGACAAAGGUAAGCAUGGCGGAUUUUCUUAUCUUUUACGCAAACCUCAUUCACCACCAUUGCCUUUGAGGCAGGCUCUAACGACUGUGAUCUUUUGAUCACACUAUCUUGCAUUCAUCACACUGCCUGAAGGCUCGAAACCAUGGGUCUCUUGUGUCGCCUGCAUUUGCGGAAAAAGCACAGCAUGGUCUACAAGCCAAGCCACACCAUUCCAUUCAUAGUCAUAUUGUAGAUAUCGAAACGGAAAAGAGAAUUGAAAUCUUUUAUGCUGCC